CCCGCCUCCGAGCGCAGCGGCCCCAGCUCAGAGCCCCGAGCCAGCCCGGGUAGUGGGCGGGUGGCCCGCGGGUCUCGGGUUGCGGAAGGAGGGCGCCCCGCCACCUGCCGCCCGUCCCCAUCCCCCCCGCCCCGCACGCAGAGAGCGCCCGGGAGCGGACACAUUCCUCGUGCGCCCCGCGGAGCCGGGACCGUCGGGGCCGCGGCGCUCGGAGCUGACACUUGUCCCUCCCGGCCCGCCGGAUCUGAGGCGCUGCAGCCCGUGGUAGCCUGGGCGCCUGAGCCGGAGGAAAGCCGGGACAGCCGCGCCCGGCAGAGGCUUCGGACCCGCGCCCGGAGCGCCAUGGCUGCGAAGCUGCUGCUUCUCCUCUGCCUGUUCUCGGGCUUACACGCUCGGUCCAGGAGGGUGGAGGAGGAUGAAAGUGAAGACUCUCCGUCAAACCAGAAGUGGGUCUUGGCGCCCCGAUCCCAGGACACUGACGUGACGCUGAUUCUCAACAAAUUGCUGAGAGAAUAUGACAAAAAGCUGCGGCCGGACAUUGGAAUAAAGCCGACUGUGAUCGAUGUGGACAUUUAUGUGAACAGCAUAGGUCCUGUGUCAUCCAUAAACAUGGAAUACCAAAUUGAUAUCUUUUUUGCUCAGACCUGGACAGACAGCCGCCUUCGAUUCAACAGCACCAUGAAAAUCCUCACUCUGAAUAGCAACAUGGUUGGCCUGAUAUGGAUCCCAGACACCAUCUUCCGAAACUCCAAGACCGCGGAGGCUCAUUGGAUCACCACACCCAACCAGCUCCUCAGAAUCUGGAAUGAUGGGAAAAUCCUGUACACGUUACGGCUCACCAUCAAUGCAGAGUGCCAGCUGCAGCUGCACAACUUCCCCAUGGAUGCACACGCCUGCCCUCUGACCUUCUCUAGCUAUGGCUACCCCAAAGAAGAGAUGGUGUACCGCUGGAGGAAGAACUCGGUGGAGGCAGCAGACCAGAAGUCAUGGCGGCUCUAUCAGUUCGACUUCAUGGGCCUCAGAAACACCACGGAAAUCGUGACAACGUCUGCAGGUGACUAUGUUGUCAUGACGAUCUACUUUGAACUGAGUCGAAGAAUGGGCUACUUCACCAUCCAGACGUAUAUCCCCUGCAUCCUGACUGUGGUUCUGUCCUGGGUGUCAUUUUGGAUCAAAAAAGAUGCGACACCAGCAAGGACCACGUUAGGCAUCACCACAGUGCUCACUAUGACCACGCUCAGCACCAUUGCCAGGAAGUCUCUUCCUCGGGUAUCCUAUGUCACCGCCAUGGACCUCUUUGUCACCGUGUGCUUCCUGUUCGUCUUUGCCGCCCUGAUGGAGUACGCCACCCUCAACUACUACUCCAGCUGUCGAAAGCCAGCCGUCAGGAAGAAGAAGGCAUCGUUAUUGCAUCCAGAUUCCACGAGAUGGAUUCCUGACCGAUUAAGCCUACAAGCACCCUCUAACUAUUCCCUCCUGGACAUGAGGCCUCCGCCACCAGUGAUGGUCACGCUAAACAAUUCCCUGUACUGGCAGGAGUUCGAGGACACCUGCGUCUAUGAGUGUCUAGACGGCAAGGACUGCCAGAGCUUCUUCUGCUGCUACGAGGAGUGCAAGUCGGGCUCGUGGAGGAGAGGGCGUAUCCACAUCGACGUCUCAGAACUGGACUCCUACUCCCGAGUCUUCUUCCCCACGUCCUUCCUGCUCUUCAACCUGGUCUAUUGGGUGGGAUACCUGUAUCUUUAAGUGCUGCUCUGAGGAUGACUGGAGAGUACUUGAUUUACUUGUUUCCCUUCCGCCACCCCCAGACAUGUAGUGACCAACCAAAACGUAGCAGGGAAGACACUACUCAAGUUUGUUAUGUUACCCUUUAGCAGCAUGGGAGGUACUCAGAAAGUAUUCUUUAUAAAUAUUUCACUCACAGACACUCACAUGUGCACACAUGCACACACACACACACACACACACACACACACACACACACACAGCAAUUGCAUUCUAAAGUGAUAUUCUUGCUAAUCCCCUCUUUGACCUGUAGUCUGAUAUGUAUGAAUGGCCUUGGAUAUUAGAAGCUGCCAGUUACCAUGCAAAGACCCCUGUAAGACAUGCAAACGAAUAUCCAGAGGUCCCCUCAGGCCCUCACCCUUGUGUAUCUGCCCAUUGUGUUCCUUGGCACCAGAGCCUGGGUGUACAACAUCUCCCUCACUGGAGAUGCAUCCGUGCCGACCUCACUCCAAGAUCCAGCUUGAACCGCAGUCAGCUUCGGUCUCUUCGGUGAGGUGUCUGCUCAGGCGCUGCUGUGCCUAGCUAGCGACCCUCCUCCUAGCACCCUUCCUUCCUGCCUGGGAGGUGCUCAUAUGUAUCAGCCCCAAGUUUCCAUCUGUGGGGGAAAAAAAAUGUGUCUUUUAAAACUUGUUGCUGAGAUCACAACUGCUGUUUGUCUCUAAUCUCACAACGUAGUAACUUUAUUACUUUAUUAUAUCAGCUGUGUUUGGAUACUGGGCUCCUGGACCAGUCGCAUUUCACGUCGGCGUUUCUGUAAGAGCUGUAUUUGACAGGACCAAGUCUCAAUCUCGGGGUUCAGUAACUGUCUUCAUCCUGCAAACAAAGACAAGCAACAUGGACAGGCCUUUGUUUUGAACCUGUAUUCCAGAGUGUGAAGUAAUGUAGACGAGAAUUUAAUCGUGAGCAUUAACUAUUCAAGCCAAACCAACUUUAGAUGCAAAAAAAAAAAUGGGUAAUGGUUAUCUUGAAUUACACAUUUUGAUGAGCAAAAAUGAUUUUAUACUUUGAAAUAUGGAUACAUAGCAAAAUCCCAAAGAAUGUCCUCCCCCCAAAUCAAUUCUCUUUUGAUAUUUUUGUAACACAAAACAUUUUGCUUCUUGGUAUUAGUUCUUUGCUAUGACUGGAGGCUCUUCAGGUCUGUGACCCUUUUAAAAUGUCCCUUGGCACUCUUGAGCGACAUCUCAGCGUGAUGGCAGCGUUCACUGUAGAAUCCCUAUGUACUUUGCUCCCACAAAACUGAACUAAUUUUAUUGAGAGUCACUCAGUUUCAGUUUCUAUUAUACAUGCUGUCUGAUGACUUAGAAAAGGCAAAGCAUUGACGGGGAAACUGAAACUAUGUAUUUUUGCUAAUUCUUUCUAAAAUGUUGCACAUGAUAGUUACUACAGAAGGCUCCAGACAGUUGACCUUUAGCUAGAAAAUUUAACUUAAAACUUAAUAAACACCUGUGGAGAAGAAGCUGAAGAUGAGGGCUUACAUGGAAUUUCUCCUCCUUUGGGGGGAGUUUUGCAUACAGUGAGCUACUGUCUCUGAAACACCACCUUUGGCAGGCCAGCUCUGGAAGUGCCCACAGUACUGAAGGCCAAGGCAAAGCAACACAUGCAACACUGAGUUUAGAAUUCCUAGUAAGAAUUUUAAAGCCGGCUGGUGGUGGCACACGCCUUUAAUCCCAGCACUUGGGAGGCAGAGGCAGGCGGAUCUCUGUGAGUUCGAGGCCAGCCUGGUCUAGAGAGCUAGUUCCAGGACAAGCUCCAAAGCCACAGAGAAACCCUGUCUCCAAAAACAAAAACAAACAAAAAAAUAAUUUUAACCUGUUACAUUUCAAAAGUUCUGGAGAAAACUGAACUUUCUAGUAAUUUUUUUUCUCAAUAAUUAUAACCUACAAGGAUUUACUGUGGCAGAACUGACUCCCUGCUAUCUUAGGACAACUCUGAAAGUUGCCUCUUCUCUCAAAACUUGUCAACAUUUAGACUUUUCCAUGUAAGACUUACAUACCCGUAGCCAGUCAUCAUCUCCUGCCCAACCUUGGUGAUGCUGUUCGAAACACCGAAAAAGCCAGCCCAUGACCAGGAGCAUGCCAAAGCCUGUUUCUCAGUAAAAUCCAAUCAUCCAUGUCAGCUCGAAUUUCCAGGAUAAAUCAUUCUACUGCAUGGAACAGGGGAGAUGCUUGCCCAUUGCUCGAGGCAAAGUGGGGAGCUUUCAGACAUGAACUCCGCGGAGAGUCUGGUACACCUGGAGGAGGGUAAACAGUGUUCUUCUCUGCAGACACCAGCUCUCCUCCUUGAUUAAGAGAGACCUGUGUACAGCUCCCGAGCUCAAGCCUGCUCUAGUCUGCCCCACCCCUCCAUUUCUUUUGCCUGUUGAGCUGUGGAACGCUUGGCCAGUGGUCUGAACAACCUGCCUUUCAAAGGUGCUACCGCAUCCCUUACUCCUAGAAGCACUCCAAAUGAGUAGGCUCUGUCUGAGCAAAGACUCCAGCUUUCCGACCACUGUGGAUCAUACUGAAAACUGUGACCGUCUGUCCUUUAAAGUACGUCCUGGUUGAUGGAGAGAAAACUAAAAAAGUAUUUUCCAUACUAGGGGAAUGAAAGCCAAAUGUCUCUUCAAAGCCUGGACAGUUUCACCAUGGGUGUCCCAGAUGCAGGGUAGAGGACAGUGUUAAUAAAUUUACCCUAGACCCAGCCAACACUGCCCCCAAUUUACCCAACAUAUGCCUUAAAAUAAAAUGUAUAGUCCCCCCCCAAUGUUUCCAUUUUCCAGAAGUUUCCAUUUCCUACAGUAACCCGUAAUUCAUAUUCAAUUUUACUGCUAUUUUUAGUGCAUGAAUGAAAAUGGGAGGUCCUUUUUCAUAUGACAACCAGGCAUGUUCAUGUUCGCAUCAACUGAGUUCAUUGCAGACUGUUACAGGUUCUUCAUACAUGAAAACGCUUGUCCUUAACCUCAAACCGUUCCAUGUGGGAACCUGAGGGUAAACGUCCACAGAACGGCCGUGGUCCAGGCUGUUUGGCCUGGUAAUAAGCUGCUGCCGAGAAACACGAUUAGAUGUGUGUUACAGCUCUACACAGUGCCACAUCUGGAAAGAAUGGAAGCAAGGGACCAGUCAUCCCAGAUCACAAUCACAGCUAGGAAGCAGUGGUCCACUCUAUCCAAAGGGCUAGAAAACAAGACGAACAACACCUCUGCCUCCUUGGUCACUUCUGUCUCGGAUACCAAACUGAAAAUUGUAUUUGACACUUGAAGAACUGCAGCUGGUCCCCAGAUACUGUAGUUUCCUUCUGUCAGUUCAGUGCCCGCGAGGCACCGAGCAUCUUGAAUCUGCUUGUGGGUUGGCAACUGUUUUUGAGUAUUUUUUUUUCCUCUUAGAAUUCAAAAACAUACAAGUUUCCAUAUUAAAAUAGCAGAGACUGGAGAAAAACAUAGUCUAUAACUAAGCAAGCAUUGAAAUGUUGACUUCCAUUUAUACUGCUAGAUUGUUGAUUUGGAGCGUGAUAACACACUUAUGGAAAGGUGUUUGGGAAUGGGAAAAGAAGAACCGGAUUGCUAACACACAGCAAGGGUCUUGUUCACAAUUUUCCCUGAGUUCCCUUCCAGUGACUGCCACAAGUGGCCCAUAGUAAACACUGGGUCUAAGGGUGUGCAGUACCAGGAUAAGCAUGGCCUAAGAACCGAAUGCUCAUGAAGCAGGCAAGAUGAACUAUUCCAUCUCUGAUCCCUCACUGUCUUACCUUCCAUCGUAAACAUGGAGUCUAACAGGAUACAGAGAAGGAAAGAAAGACCCGUGACUUACGAUGUUAUGGUAACACAGUCAUCAGUCCCAGAAUAAGAACUUGUUUUGUCUUUUAAAUAGUUUAUGGCUUUGAAGCCUUAAAGUUAGAAUGUUUCUGCUUCCCUCUUUUAAGAUGUCUUCAGCUUAUAAAAUAAUAACCCCAUGAUAAAAGCUUGAGCUAAUUCUAUGAAGGUUAAAAGAGAAGAUGGUUCUGCUUAUUUGCUUCCAAGGUGUCUUUUAGUAGAAUGAUUCUUUGGUUCUAAUCUUCCCAGUAAGACUUUUAAACCUCUUUGUUACCUUUCCUGCAAUAAAAUCCCAGCCUUAAACCAUCUUACAUAAAUCAGUGCGAAAAUCUGAAUUGAACUCUUAUUGGUUAUUAAAAAGUUUCCAUGCUUUGAAUUAACCAGGUGUCUCUAGAUAAUGUUAUAUAAGCUAGUAAAUAAUUAAACACACACACUCCACACCCAGAUAAGGAAAGUUUGGAUGUUGUUUUGGCUAGAAGCUAAAGCAAAAGGGAGCUACAAAAGGUUAAGUUUGGUAAUUGAGGCAAAUGUAAAUGCUUUGCUUGGUCUAGUCAAUUAAGACCACAGUUAAGACUACUUUAUCCCUUAACUCUUCACAGCUGUAAACAGUGCAGGGCUCUCCUGGCCCAAAGAACAGGCUGCAGGGGGUGAGUCAACAAUGGUUACUGUGGGGAGGAAAGACCUGUCUGUCUGCUCUGUAGUUUAAGCUGAGCAGAUUAGGGUUGGGGUUAGGGGGGGAGAUUGACUUUCAACAACUAAACCUCUCAAACUGAGCUGGUCCCUGCUUUGUUUUGUUCUUUUCUAAAUAUUUAAAGAUGCUUCUUUCUACCUUUGCCAAAAAGUGCAGUCUGCCUUUUGCAUCCAUGUAUUAUGAAUCUGUGAUUUCAACCACCGUCAAGAAUGUCCAACCCUAGCAUAGCUCCUGGUCAUUAUUACUGGCAUAGAAUUGUCUUUGGCAGUGUAAGCCAUCUCAUGGUGAUUGAACGGGUGGGGAAGAAUUGCUUAGUGUCUGUGCAUACAAUGUACCACGACAUUCAAGGGACUUGUGUAACUGAGGGUUCUCUUAUCCUGAGGGUUCCCGGGACAAGCCCCCUACAAAUUUGGGGGAAUGACUGUAGUAUUUAUAUUUCCUAUAACAGGCUGAGAGCCAGAUAUCUCCUGGUUGCCCUGCCCACUGAAGUACCUUCUCAGUAAAUGUAGCAAAGCCAAUGCUCAUUUUCUUAAAUAUGCAUUUCUUAGAUCAGGUGCUUACAGCAUGGCUCUUUCAGUUCCCCGAGUACCAUACAUCUCAAAAUUAUGAUAUUGUCAUUAGUUUCCAUUCAUAAAAGAAAGUUUCCUUUUACCACGGGUCAUUUUUUAAUACACAAGACUUUUAUAUAGUGAAUCCCAAAAUCACUUUAGGAAAAAAGACCUUUGACCCUAAGCUAUAGCUUUAUGAGCAUUGUGAGACUCGACGUGGAAGCCAGAAAAGGUCAUGCAUUGGCUGGAACAGAGGUGACAGGGGUCCACCUUCUGAUUUUCUCCCCAAACAGGCUGAGUUCUUAAUGUUGACAUCUGCCGCCUGGCAGAGUCAGGCGAGUCCUCCUGGCAAGGAUGAGCCUGAACCUACUAUACGAUCUCUCAGGACAUUUGGCUGGACAGGCACUCUUAAGCGUCCUUGUCAACUGUCAUGGGAGCCCAGACCAGCUUACAUCACUUUCUUAGACAUCGAGCCGGUGUCUUGGCUCACAGGAAUCUGUUGGGAAGAUCCUCCAGACUCACCCUUUAAAAGUCUUCCCACUGUGGGACUGGGGAUUGUCAGGGGCCAGGAGUGAGGGCUUUGCAACAAUUAAUAAUCACUACAACAGAUUUUUAUCAAGAAUUGUUCAGAUUUUCAACAGGAAAGAUUUUUUGUCAUUUUAUGUUUGUGUGAAGUCCCCCAAGACACAGAACCCCACAUUGGGAAGACCCGACUGCCCAACCCUCUGUCUAACCUUGACAGUCACAGAUGACAUUCAGUGAGCUGCUGGCCACAUCAUUGUAUCCUUCCGCUUUCAUAGUGGUCUGGCAAAUUAAAACUGAAGAUGAAGAAGAAAGAUAAGAAAUAAACAAAAUCUCCUUAAGAAACUGUCUCCAUGAUGAAAAACAGAAAAUGCGCAUAACUUUGAAGAGUGAACUUUCAUCUUGUCCAUCACUUACGCAGGAAGGGUGUGGCAUGAUUUCCACCGUCAUUCAUGUCCACAUCCUCACCUGUAAUUAUCAACGCAAUACAAAGAUUUAGUGUCUUCUCUACGCUAUCGCAGAAUUAGGCCAUAUAUCAAGAAAAAUGACGACGAGCGUUUCAAAAGUUUAAUUUUCAUCUUAGAUCAGAGUCCAGAUUUUUGCUCUUUCCUCAGAAGUCCCUCCACCCCCUCGUCGAGCAUCUCCCAGAGUGUGAGGCGUGCCUGCCACCUGGCCUUUCUUCCCUUGUCGCCUUCCUUCCUGUCAUUUUUGGUUGUUUCCUUCCAGAUAGCAUUUUAGUCGGCUAGGAAUGCUUUCUUUUUUCUCAUGCAGCGGCAUCUUUGGAAGCUGCCAGUUUUAUUGCCCAGAGAAACCACUACUCUGUCUCUUACCAUGUCGCUUGUGCCUAAGAGUUACUGUCCAGCAGUUCGUGUUGCCAUUUUCUUUAGCUAUGGUCACUUUAAAUACAUAGUAGUGACAUGUUUACUAUUGUUUUCUUCUUUUUGUCUCUGGCUUAGAGUAAUGAUGGGAAACACCCCCAAAGACUCCGUGGCCAAUUGUGCUAGUAAGCCACGUUUCCAUAGUGACAUGCUUGCGUAUAGAUACCGGUUGUCUUUACGAGCAGCACCUGGACUCAGCGAAGCUUUGCUUGUUUGUGUUUUCCGUGAAGGACUCUAGAAGUGUGGCGCUUUUCGGGUUCGCGGUGACGGGGGAAUCUUGUGUUUACAUGCAGUGGCGUGUGUUUCUGUGUUUGUGUGUACCGUGGUAAAACGGGACAAUUUAUUAAUGUGUGCGUUACUCUACCCGUCACCCCAAAUGUAGUUGAAACACAUAGGAGCACAGCUUCCUAGUGACCGCGUGUUAGCUUAGUGACCCUCUGGUUAAGGCAAACAGGAAAAGGGGGGAAGAAGAGGAAAGGGAAAGAGGGGCCCAGAUAGAGUAAGAGACAAUCAUUGUAUUUUCCCAAAAUAUGGGAUCAAAUACUUUAAAAAAAAAUCAAGAUGAGGUGCCUGACCAGAAGCCGAUGUGGAGAACGUAUUAAGCACCCCAGAGUUGCUUGGGUGCCUUUUUUUUUUGUUUGUUUGUUUUUUGUUGUUUUUUUUUGUGCACUGUGGCCAGGUUUCUCUGAUGGGGUGAAAGUCCUCCUCAAUAUUUAGAUGGUACACUGACAUUGGAGUGUUAUUUGAGAAGUCACGUAGUUGUUCACAGAUAAACCUAGGUAGGUUGGGAACUGGCUGAACCUUCAAAGCCUAGGUCUCAGCCGCAGAGUAUUCAGGGCCGUUCUGUGAAGUAAAACAUUCAUGGUUCUGGGCCAUGUCUCAGGCAAAAAGAUGCAGGGUCUACUCUGUCUCCUUGGAGCCCCUGCAGCCUGUGGAACCUACGGUGGGCUGAUCCCAGAAUCCCAUUGCAUUGCAACAUCAGUUCUGAGCAAGGGAUGAGUGUAGGAAAGUUCGGCUGUCCUGCCCAAGUGCUGGCCCCAUAAAAAGGUAGGGUCGGGGUCAGAGGAUGGCCCCUCACGAGUGGCUUUCAAGAGCCCCGGGUGCUCUGUUGUCCCCGAGAGUCAUCCUCUCCACCAGAAAACGUGAGUCCCUGUACCCUGCAUCUCGUGGUGUCCUAGUGAAGCGAGGGCGCCCUUGUGCCCAACGUGCCUUGGCAACCCCGGCGGCACCGCGCCCUGCCUUGCACGUCGCGACCCCGCCGAGCCCUCAGGGCCAAGCCCAGCCAGAAGCCAGCUGAGCCUCGUGGCUGGGUCGCCCUCUGUAUUUGUAUUUGGAUUCCUAUGUUUGUACUUCUGAUACAAAUAAAUGCACAUGUUGUCAGAA
This is a messenger RNA of Microtus ochrogaster (prairie vole), 9594 nucleotides long. RefSeq names its product gamma-aminobutyric acid type A receptor subunit gamma3 (gene Gabrg3). The record is from RefSeq and is a predicted model, not a curated record. Gene Ontology annotation, cellular component: membrane. Gene Ontology annotation, biological process: monoatomic ion transmembrane transport; gamma-aminobutyric acid signaling pathway; chloride transport. Gene Ontology annotation, molecular function: GABA-A receptor activity; extracellular ligand-gated monoatomic ion channel activity. NCBI's taxonomy places the organism in Eukaryota, Metazoa, Chordata, Mammalia, Rodentia, Cricetidae.